AUAAUUUAACAUCUUCCUCCCUCGCAUAUAACUCCUUCACACACAUUAAUCUCUCUCUCUUUCUCUCUCUCUCUCUCUCACCAUUUCACAUUACUAUUACACAUACAUGUCAUCAUCCAUGGAAGAAGAAGACACCCUGAUACCCACAUUUCUCAGAAAACCAGACCACAACUCCCCCCUCCCCUCCCACAAGUCCUUGCAUGUUUUCCGGAGGAGCCGCAGGAGGUGGAGGGAGCAAGUGCCUGUGCUGAAGAAGAAGAGUAAUAAGAAGGAACAUGAAGAUGAAGAUGAAGACGAAGAUGGAGAGAAAGAAGAUGGUGAUGAUGACAGAGAAGAGAUAGAGAUGAAGAUUCAUGCAUUGCAGAGGAUUGUGCCUGGUGGUGAGUCACUUGGAGUGGACAAGCUCUUUGAUGAAACUGCUGGCUAUAUUCUGGCUUUGCAGUACCAAGUCAAAGCCUUGAGGGCUCUCACUGGCUUCUUUGACAAGUUGGACAAGGAGAAGAAGACCAAGUUUGGAGGUUAAUUAAUUCACUUCUGUCAUCAUGCUUCACAUCACCACCAUCAUCAUGUAUGGAUUAUUAUGGAAGAAGCCUAGGUUAGGUUCUUUUGCUUUUUCUCCCACAGACCCAUUAGUUAGAUUUUUUUUUUCCCUUCAAAUUUUCUGUUCCUUUGUUGUACUUUUGGUUGGGAUCAAGGAAAGAAAAUGUUUCCCAUGUUCUUAGAUUUUUAUUUUUUUAUUUUGGAGUUCUCAGUUCUCACCACUGUGUUUUCUUUUAUGAUGACUUUAUCUAUAUAAUCUUGAAAGUUGAUAUUCUUAGGUUUGUUUGGGUUAGUGUUACAGAAGGGGUUAUUGAUUUUGGGCAACUGAUGUAGGAAUCUUAAUCUGUUUCAUGAUCUGGAGUAAAGUUAGAGUGGAUGCAAGUGCAUCA
Messenger RNA from Cajanus cajan (pigeon pea), 929 nucleotides. RefSeq lists its product as uncharacterized. The record is from RefSeq and is a predicted model, not a curated record. NCBI's taxonomy places the organism in Eukaryota, Viridiplantae, Streptophyta, Magnoliopsida, Fabales, Fabaceae. Gene Ontology annotation, biological process: regulation of DNA-templated transcription.